AUUUACUUUAUUUAUUCUUUUACUGCUGUUUUAUUUCCCUCCGUGAGCACUGGUGCUUGUGAAAAGAAACACCCCCAAGGACAAACAGCGGCUUCGUGCCUCUGUGCAGAGCUCUAUCGGCUUCGGUGGCUCUGCCGAGGGAGCAGCCGAGCACUGCCCGCGGUGGGACGCCGCCGGCCGGGCCCGCACGGUGAGGUGCAGCCGCCCGCGGCCCGAUGGGGCGGGCAGUGCGUUGGCUAGCAACCCCCACCGGCUCAGCACUUCCGUCUCGGCGGGCGCCAUUAGCGCCUCGCCGGAAGCAGGGGCGGCGGGCAGCCAAUCGGGGCGCCGGGAGCAGUAUGGCGGCGCGGGGGGCUCUGAGGCGCUGGUGGAUGUUGGCUCCGGGCGGCCGGACGAGCUGGUGUGCCGCUCCGCUGUGCCGAGGACGAGCGCUGCCGGGGCCCCCCGCGGGCCCUGCCUGUGCAGUUGGCCGCCCCCUGCAGUGGGCAUCGUCGUUCUCCCAGCCGGGCCCGACAGAGAGUGAGCCCAGCGAGGGACAGGUGUUCCUCAGCGAGAGCUGUGUGAAGAGGCUGUUGGAGAUCACAGAAGGCUCAGAGUUUCUCAGGCUGCAGGUUGAAGGAGGCGGCUGUUCUGGAUUCCAGUACAAGUUUUCCUUGGACACAGUUAUCAAUCCUGAUGACAGGGUAUUUGAACAAGGUGGUGCCCGCGUGGUCGUGGAUGUGGACAGCCUGGCCUUUGUGAAAGGUUCCAUGGUGGACUUCAGCCAGGAGCUGAUUCGCAGCUCCUUCCAGGUGGUGAGCAACCCCCAGGCAGAGAAGGGUUGCUCAUGUGGGACUUCCUUCUCUGUCAAAUUCUGACUGGAGUUCCCAUGGAUGGACACAAUCUGCAGACACUUCCUGGCAGUCUUCAGAGGUUUUUGCUUGCAGAGGUUUUGCUGCUCCUUUUCAUCUCCUUUACCCUGUAACACAGCUGUUACACAUGACUCCGGCUGUGUGUAUGUCUGCACUGAGCCUGUCUCCAAGGCUUGUUAGUCUUCCCUUCAGAAACAUGAAGUAGCCCUGAGCAUCCACAUGGGAGCAUUUUUAGCACCUUGUGAACCACCGUCCAGGUGAUGCUGACUUGCCUACCCUGUCCUGAAUGUGGAACCACUGCACUGCUUAUCUCUGCAAGAGAUGGCUAUAUAUAUAUAUAUGUGUGUCUACUGAAAGUUCUUACUAAAGAAAUUCUUUGAGGUUGAUGGGUAUUGCUUGUACAUUCCCAUGUGUUUAGAAUCUGGGUUCUUUCAGGGUACUCUUGCUUAUCUGUUGUUUCCAGCCAAAUGGGACUUGGAGUUUCUCUCCUGUAUACCUCCCAGUGCUGCCAGCUCUGCAAUCCCCAUUAGUGGGCUUUUCCAGAUACUUUGCUGUUCUCUUACCCAGCAGGCUUCUCUCAGUCCCAGGAACCUACAGUGAUUUUGCUGUCAGUCCCCGGGAUGAGAACUUUUACUUACUAAGAGUAAGUGAAGCUAAAAAAUGGAGGUAGGAAGACUUAAUAGCUUAUUAAUUUUAUAUGAAAAACCCCCUUGUGUGUAUGUGUGUAUAUAUAUGUAUGUAUAUAUCUAUAUGUGUGUGUGUAUAUAUAUACACACACACACAAAACACAUAGCCCUCCAUCCCCCACUGCUAUUUUAGUCUGUUCCUAAACCUGACUUGGAAAUUUAGGUCACACAGACUCUCUAGUUUCAACACAAGAUGUGUCUGCUGCCUUCCCUUGUCAGCAGGAAGGGAAGUUCAGGUGGCCCAGGCAGAGGAGGGUCUGGAGUGCUACUUAAGGGUCCUCAAGUCCUUUUGACUUAGUUGUCUGGGAAUCUUUGCUUCACCGUUUAAUCUCUGACUUGUGCCUGGUUUGAUGAAAGAAUAAAAUGGCUCCUUUCAUUUCUGAAACUGCCAUGGAAUGAGUAAUCUAGAAGUUUCCAGGAUAACAUCCUUUUGAUUAGUUGUUUUCUGUAGAUUUUUGUCUGCCACUAGAUGUCUUUUAAAUCGGAAUGAUUCACCUGCUUCUAGGUGAGAGAUGGGGAAGCUACUUUUUUCCCCUCUCUUGUGUUUUAUCUGAUCAUAACCAAAUUGUCUAAGACUUGAAUCUCUCACGUGAGUGUGGGAACACUGCAUGACUUUGGUCUCAAGGAAGCUGCUUAUGGGAAACAAGCUUUUUAAGACUCUGCGCCACAGGCAUUUUUGUUGUUAAGCUUCCAAAACAUCUUUCUCAACUAAUCAGCAGUGCCUAUGUACAGCACUGAUUUGCCUGUCGAUUCUUAGUGAUCAGAGUUCAUAGUCAGCUAGUUUCAGUUUCAUCUGUAGAUGUUACGGGAGUUAGUGUGUGAUCUCCUUUGACUUCAUCCCAUGAGGGAUAUGGAUGGGACUUGGAGCAGCAGCUCUUUUGAUUUAGUCCUUGCCAUUUCCUGCAGUCGACAAGAUCUACCUAAUUGUGUUGCUGUCAGAGGGAGCUGGGUUUAGUACUCUCCUAUUUUGUAAAAGGGAGUAAAAGGAUGUGAUUAAAAGACUUCUCCAACCACCUGCAGGCUGUUUUGGCCCUACCCUUACACUCCCAGGUCUUGAAUGUGAUGUCAGCCAGAACUGCCUUUGAGAAGUAUAAGACCUAAAAGCUUGUGUAGGUAGAAGACAUUUAAAUAAACUCAAUUUCUUUCAA
Molecule: messenger RNA, 2685 nt
Organism: Strigops habroptila (Kakapo)
Lineage: Eukaryota; Metazoa; Chordata; Aves; Psittaciformes; Psittacidae
Gene: ISCA2
Product: iron-sulfur cluster assembly 2
Exons: 4
Coding region: 216-857 (213 amino acids)
Biological process (GO): iron-sulfur cluster assembly
Cellular component (GO): mitochondrion
Molecular function (GO): 2 iron, 2 sulfur cluster binding; 4 iron, 4 sulfur cluster binding; iron ion binding
Source: RefSeq, a predicted model, not a curated record